ACUCUAAAAUACAUAUUAUCUCACUUCUCUGUCGUCCUCUCUUUCACAUCUCUGGACCUGAGUCGUGAGACAACAUCGGUGGGAGCCUCUCAUAGUUUUAGGAUUACAAUUUUGUGUCACCAACUACAGAAAUGCAAGCAGUCAGGUCUCUGUUUAUCCCCAAGUGGUCUUCGGAUGUGCGUCUAGAUGGGAAGACAGCUGUAAUAACGGGGGCCAACGUUGGAAUAGGCAAAGAGACGGCUAAAGACCUGGCCGGCAGAGGUGCACGGGUGAUUUUGGCAUGCAGAGACAUGGCAAAAGGAGAGCAGGCAGCUCGUGAUAUCAUGAGGGAGGUGAAAGGAGCCAAAGUAGUCGCCAGGCAACUGGAUCUGGCUGACACCAAAUCAAUCUGCCAGUUUGCUGAGAAUAUCUACAACAAUGAGAAGGCUCUUCACUAUCUGAUCAACAAUGCAGGUGUGGCUAUGUGCUCUUACGCCACCACAGUGGAUGGAUAUGAGAUGCAGUUUGGAGUCAAUCACUUAGGUCACUUCUUCCUGACCUUUCUGUUACUGGACUUGCUGAAGCACUCGGCCCCAUCCCGGGUCAUCAACUUGUCCUCAACAGCUCACACGAUGGGCAAGAUCCAGUUUGAUGACCUGGUCAGCAAGAAAGGCUACCACCCCGUCAGGGCCUACGCACAAAGCAAGCUGGCCAACAUCCUGUUUACCAGAGAGCUGGCCAAACGGACUGAGGCUCUAGGUGUGAUGGCUUACUCUGUGGACCCCGGCUUUGUGAACACUGAAAUAACAAGGCACAUGGGAAGCCCUUUUGUGAGCAUAACCAAGGGGCUCAGUUUCAUGCUCAAGACGCCUGCAGAGGGAGCCUACACCAGCAUCUACUGCGCCGUCACUCCUGAGAACCAGCUGCUCACUGGAGGAUACUACAAGGACUGUGCCGGUGCAGAGACCGCCAGGGCGGGUCAGGACGAUGGCACCGCCUUAAAGCUGUGGGCUGUGAGCUGCCACCUGCUCGGCAUCCGCUGGAGAUAAACUUACAUUUAAAUAUGCUCUCCUAUAUGCUGUGAAGCACUAUGCAUGAGCACAUACAGUGAUACACUUAAAUAUUAUGCAGAUGUAUGGAAACAGGAUACUAAUACGAGCCUAAUGAUUGUAAUAGAGUUUGAUUGGUAAAAAGGUAAUUAAGGCUGGGAAUGCUAAUAGGUUGGAGAAAGCAAUGUUGAUAAGCUGUUGGCUGCUAAUAAAAAAUAUCACUGCUAUUCAAAAGUGCCAAUUGUUA
This is a messenger RNA of Sebastes umbrosus (honeycomb rockfish), 1275 nucleotides long. RefSeq lists its product as uncharacterized. The record is from RefSeq and is a predicted model, not a curated record. Bases 132 to 1028 code for a protein of 298 amino acids. Lineage: Eukaryota; Metazoa; Chordata; Actinopteri; Perciformes; Sebastidae. The transcript is spliced from 7 exons.